This is a messenger RNA of Eupeodes corollae, 662 nucleotides long. RefSeq names its product cuticle protein 8 (gene Cpr62Ba). Lineage: Eukaryota; Metazoa; Arthropoda; Insecta; Diptera; Syrphidae. The record is from RefSeq and is a predicted model, not a curated record. The transcript has 4 exons. Gene Ontology annotation, cellular component: extracellular matrix. The coding region runs from base 234 to 626 and encodes 130 amino acids.
CCAACAAUUAGGCUUAUUCAAAACGUUGGAGAUUUUUCAUAAGUAUAUUGUCAAGUGAUUUGAUACAUUGUGCAUAGUUAAGCCUUUGAAAAUUUUAAAGGAUUCUAAUUUGUGUGAUAAAUAAAAACAAAAUAUUAUCCCCGCGAUUGUGCAACAAAGGAAUUCUAAUUUCUCAUAAUAAAAAAUCGAAAGUCUUUUAACGAAAAACCUACAGAAGAAAAACCAGACCAAAUAUGGUCUCCUUCAAUGCAACAAUUUUGUUGCUCUUCAUUGCUACCACAACAGUCUCUAGCCAGUUCAUGGAAUUCUUUAGUGACUACAAGAAAAACCACAUUGAAGAUGAGAUUAAUUACUCGUUUCGAUAUGUCAUCGAUCAUCCUGAAAGUGGUGUUACACUGGACCACUGGGAGGAUAGAAAAGGCAUCCAAGUUAAUGGAAGAUAUGGACUUUUAGAACCAGGUGGAUAUGUACGAGAUGUACGUUAUGAAGUUAAUGGAGACAAUGGAUUCAAAAGUGUGGUUAGAACCAGAAUGCCAGGAAGUAGAAGCCAUCAAGUUUUAUUUGUUUUGAGAUCACAACCAAAACAGGCGUUGAGAAGAGCCGAACCUGUGGCAUUUGUCGUGUAAAUUCAAAUCAAUAUUAUAUAAUUUUUAAAAUAUAAA